Molecule: messenger RNA, 874 nt
Organism: Coccomyxa subellipsoidea C-169
Lineage: Eukaryota; Viridiplantae; Chlorophyta; Trebouxiophyceae; Coccomyxaceae
Product: MRG-domain-containing protein
Exons: 5
Coding region: 1-762 (253 amino acids)
Biological process (GO): chromatin organization; regulation of DNA-templated transcription
Cellular component (GO): histone acetyltransferase complex; nucleus
Source: RefSeq, a predicted model, not a curated record
AUGGCUCGCGACCGAGGCCCCUUCAGGACCGGCGAGCGAGUUCUCGUUCCCCACACUGACAAAUAUUAUGAGGCAAAGGGUUGGAACAAAAAAUGGGACGAGUGGGUGGAGGCGACAGGGUUGACAAAGUACAAGAAGGAGCUAGCAAAGGUCGAGUUCACAAAAGAGGGAGAGGGAGGCACCAGGGAGUUUGGCGGGAAGGCGGAGGCUGCUGAAGGGAAUGGCAAAUCCAGAGCAGAAGCAGGCAGGAAGUCAGAGAAGGGGCAGAAGCAGACCGUGUCAUCAAUGGUGAGGGUGCAGCUCCCAACAGCGCUGAAGCAGAAACUCAUCGAGGACUGGGACCGCAUGCAGAGCGGCUCUGUUGCUUCGUUGCCGCGAAGACCGAGCGUCAAUGACAUCUUGCUGCAGUUUGUGGAUGCAUGCAAGAGCAACAAGGACUUGGUGGAGCCUGAGGAAGAGGUUGCCAAUGGCCUCAGAAUCUACUUUGACAAGGCCUUGAGACACAUGCUCCUGUACCCACAAGAAAUGGAGCAGGCAGUAAAGGCGUUGUCAGAUGGCACGACACCGUCAAGUCUUUAUGGGGCGGAGCAUCUGCUGCGGUUGUUCCUGAAGCUUCCAGAUCUGCUUCCAGCCAACCAGAUGUCAGCUGACGAUCAGCUGCAGCUGGAGAUGCGGUUGUCGAGCUUUUUGAAAUUUUUGUUGAAGAAUGAGGGGCUGUACUUCUUGUCACCUGGCCUGCCAGAUCAGAAUGCCACAUCUUGAACCGAUGUUGUGAUAUAAGCUCGAGUGCAGCAACGGGAAUACUUUGUGGGACCUUGUCACAUACUGCAUCCGAAGAGCGCAUUGCAGGGCCAGUUGUGACUAAAAAUUCAAC